UGUGAAUGUAAACGGGGAUGUUUACCACGCUUUCUUGGGGGUGCGGUUCGCAAGGGCGGAGAGAUUCUCUAAACCGGUGCAGGAGCCGAAACUCGCUGGGCUGUACAGCGCUACGUACUCGAGAGAAGGCUGUAUUCAGACAGUGGUUUUUGAAGAUGGACGUGUGGAUGGACAGGAAGACUGUAUUCCUAGAUAUUUACGCUCCCACAAAUCACUCUUCUAAAAACCCAAAACCCGUCAUGGUCUGGAUUCACGGCGGUGGGUUCGUUACGGGAAAGGCGCAGCAGUUCGACAGUUCCAGUCUAGCAAUCCAAGGCGACGUAAUCAUGGUGGUCAUACAAUAUCGCCUCGGACCAUUUGGCUUUCUCAGCACUUCGGAUGACGUCAUUCCGGGAAACUAUGGUCUUUGGGAUCAACUGACAGUCCUUCGCUGGAUCAAGGAUAACAUUUUAUAUUUUGGAGGGGAUCCAGAGAAAGUUACAAUAUUUGGGGAGUCUGCCGGGGCGUGCAGUGUUAAUAUGCAUCUAAUGUCUGCAAAACCCAAAGGUCUGUUUAAGAGAGCAGUCGCACAGAGUUUAUAUUACUGUAUUAAAAAGAAUCCAAUUCCUGUAACCUACGAACUUGCCAAACUGGUCGACUGCUUCCCAACGAAUCAUAUGACUGUUUCCAAGAGGAACCUUCACAAUAAUAUUAAAAAGUGUUUACAGGAUAUAGACGCAAAAGUUCUAUAUAAGGCUUCUUGGCCUCUCCGUGAUAAUGUUAAGGUUGGAGUUCUUGAUUUCCUGUAUACACCAACAAUUGACGGAGACUUCAUUCCACGAGAUCUUUAUGACCUACUUGUUGACCGAGAUUACUUACAGACAACCAGUUUCCCAGACGUAGACCUCAUGAUGUCAGUAAACAACGUGGAAGGUGGAGCUUUCUACUAUAUCGCCAUGGAGAAUGACAAGAAAUUCAAUACUUCAGAAACACAAGAUUUUACAAUGCUGAAGACGUUUCAGUCUGGACUUAUAACACCAUAUGUAAAGAAUCGAUAUGGUGUCCAAAGUAAGGAACUAUUGAACACAUUAACUUUUGAAUAUAUUUUCCCGCUGGACUUCACAACAAACGUUAUUAACAAGGAUUACGCGGUUAAGUUUAUAAAUGACAUGUUUGUAAGGUCUGCAUCGGAUCUGGCUAGGUCCCAUUCGGAGGUCCAAGGGUCAGGGAAGACGUACCUCUGUCUGUUCAAUCACGAUCAAAAGCUAGCUCGGAUUUCUUUUAAAGGCAUGAUACACGGUUUUGACCUGGUCUACACAUUCGGCUUUACCAAGCUGCAGGUGAAAGCUUUCACUGGAUCUGCUGAUACCACCAUCUCACCAUCGGAAAGGGGAAUAUCGAAUGUUCUCAUCACGUUUUUAACGGAUUUUGCCAAAACAGGAAACCCCAGUGCCAGUCUUUCAGACAAAAUUCCAAAUGGCUGGCCAGAGUUCAACGACACUUCUGAAUCGUACUUCGCUCUGAACACCAACAUGUCGGUCAAAGAUCAUAUGUACCCACGCAUGACGUCACUCUGGAGGAAUCUAGUCCCUCGACUAGUCAGCUCUGCACGAAACCGGUCUAAACCAGAUACUGGUGGCUGCCAAACAAGUGGAGGAAGAAGUCUUACGUCGUAUUCCAGACUGUGCCUAUUUGUUCUGAUUUCAUCAAUAAUUACUAGUAUAUAGACAGAAAUCAGAAGACGACAGAACAUUUAGCUGAAAGAUGUUCUUCCAUUCCAUGAGCAGUACCAUACCGUAUCAUUACUGUUAGCAUCACUUUCCAAUAAGUUUAUAAAAAUAACAAUGUUAUGGGGGGUUUUUGGUCAAAAAUAGAAGCCACAUUGACGAAAGUGCUGUUACAGCUGACGAAUUAUAUUCAGUAUAUAUUAAAAUUAUAAACGGAUUAUAUAUAUGUUCUUCGAAGUUAAUAGUGUACAUAUACAAAGUCGAAAAGCUGUAAAGGGUAUUUACUUUCAAGAUAAAUUCAGAUAUAAUAAAAUUA
Messenger RNA from Gigantopelta aegis, 2022 nucleotides. RefSeq names its product cholinesterase 2-like. Lineage: Eukaryota; Metazoa; Mollusca; Gastropoda; Neomphalida; Peltospiridae. Bases 18 to 1706 code for a protein of 562 amino acids. Gene Ontology annotation, biological process: neuron cell-cell adhesion; postsynaptic membrane assembly; synaptic vesicle endocytosis. The transcript has 4 exons. The record is from RefSeq and is a predicted model, not a curated record. Gene Ontology annotation, molecular function: neurexin family protein binding; signaling receptor activity. Gene Ontology annotation, cellular component: synapse; cell surface.